AAGUGCUAGCAUUGCGGCCAUUCGUCCGGCCGACUCCGACCGACUCCCUGACCCGACGGCCGACGCGCAACGCAACUUCGUCAUCUGCGUCGUUCCAUCCCACGUUAAUUGAUCAGGCGACUGAUAGUGAUUGAAUGCGAUUUGCAGUCGGCCAAGAUAAGGCGCCGCAUUGGAGAUGCAAACAAUCAAGUGCGUAGUUGUGGGAGAUGGUGCGGUAGGUAAAACCUGCCUGCUGAUCUCCUACACUACCAAUAAAUUUCCCUCCGAAUAUGUACCUACUGUAUUCGACAAUUAUGCAGUAACAGUAAUGAUCGGAGGAGAUCCCUACACCCUGGGAUUAUUUGACACAGCUGGUCAGGAAGAUUAUGAUCGGCUGCGUCCUCUAAGCUAUCCACAAACGGAUGUUUUUUUAGUCUGUUUUUCAGUUGUAUCGCCUUCAUCAUUUGAAAAUGUGAAAGAAAAAUGGGUACCAGAAAUAACACAUCACUGUCAAAGGACUCCAUUCCUGCUGGUAGGCACUCAAGUUGAUUUAAGAGACGACGUUGCUACUAUUGAAAAACUAGCAAAGAACAAGCAAAAGCCUAUAUCAGUGGAGCAGGGAGAAAAACUUGCAAAGGAACUGAAGGCCGUGAAGUACGUCGAAUGCAGCGCUCUUACUCAGAAAGGCUUGAAGAAUGUAUUUGACGAAGCAAUUUUAGCUGCACUGGAGCCACCAGAGCCUCCGAAGGGUAGAAAGUGUUUCCUUCUGUAAAAAGCACUAGUCGAUUUUUCAGCCAGCCAUGUGUGAAUAGGAAUGCACUCGAAGCCGCUGUGUUCGUCGCCACAACAGCGAAUGUCUCUCGCGCGGCUAAUUAAUCAUGAUUAUACGACAUCGGCGAGAGACAGACACAUUCCGCAAUUUUGAAAAAGUAUAGUAGAGAUUUUUGAGACUUAUUAAGCUCAUAGUUCGAUGGAUCGUUGGAUCGUCGAUUUUUAUCGAAUUUUUCGAAUUUUUCCAUAUAAAAACUUAUGAGGUACACAAGCAUAUACUUAUUCGUAAACAUAAGCGGUGAUUCGCAUCUUCUGACAAAGUCUGCCUAAUAUACACCAAGAAUCGCAAUGAAAUUUCUGGGACCGUGUAUAGCUCUUUCUUGCAUUUGGCGAAGGGAUUUACAGAACAAAAGCAAAUCGCCAGCACCAUGGACUGAUUUAAAAAGGUGAUAGAAUCGUUGCUCGCGAAUUGCAGUAACGAGUAACAAGUACUGCGCAAGUCUGCCAGGAGAAUGGUAAAGAUCAUAUAACAUAAUGUCGUCAGCGUUUCGGUAACUUUUAGCUCCAUUCAUUAUUGAGAUUUUAUUCGUGGAAAGUCUGCAGACAGUAUUCAAUUUUGCAUUCGAAAUAGUUGUCGAGAAAUCGCAAUUUUAAGACCGGGGAAGAUUAUUGUAUUUGUUGAUAUACACACCUUUAUAUCAAUGCAAAACCGUUUUUUUUUUUAACCUAUAUAUACUUGAAAGAAAAUUAGAAUUUAUUUGUAUGGCCCGUAUACACGGCACUGUUAUGUAUCGAAUAUUCUUAAAUAAACAUUAAAUUACAUUUGUA
This is a messenger RNA of Nasonia vitripennis (jewel wasp), 1578 nucleotides long. Its product is annotated as cell division cycle 42 homolog. The coding region runs from base 176 to 751 and encodes 191 amino acids. Gene Ontology annotation, molecular function: GTP binding; GTPase activity. The record is from RefSeq and is a predicted model, not a curated record. Gene Ontology annotation, biological process: small GTPase-mediated signal transduction. The transcript has 6 exons. NCBI's taxonomy places the organism in Eukaryota, Metazoa, Arthropoda, Insecta, Hymenoptera, Pteromalidae.